This is a messenger RNA of Equus quagga, 1549 nucleotides long. Its product is annotated as tubulin beta-3 chain. Gene Ontology annotation, cellular component: cytoplasm; microtubule. Lineage: Eukaryota; Metazoa; Chordata; Mammalia; Perissodactyla; Equidae. The record is from RefSeq and is a predicted model, not a curated record. The coding region runs from base 66 to 1514 and encodes 482 amino acids. Gene Ontology annotation, molecular function: structural constituent of cytoskeleton; GTP binding; GTPase activity. Gene Ontology annotation, biological process: axon guidance; mitotic cell cycle; microtubule cytoskeleton organization. The transcript has 2 exons.
UUACACUGUUGCUGCUGGUGCUGAACACAUCCCGAGAGCCCCUGCACUACGUGGUACUGUUACUGAUGUCACCCAACUCACAAACAGAACUGGUGGAAAGAAUGCAUCUAGCCCCGGCCCGUCGGCGCGCUUCCCGCAGCCGCCAGCCACCCGCACCGAGCAUGAGGGAGAUCGUGCACAUCCAGGCCGGCCAGUGCGGCAACCAGAUCGGGGCCAAGUUCUGGGAGGUCAUUAGCGAUAAGCACGGCAUAGACCCCAGUGGCAACUAUGUGGGGGACUCGGACCUGCAGCUGGAGCGCAUCAGCGUCUACUACAACGAGGCCUCUUCUCACAAGUAUGUGCCCCGGGCCAUCCUGGUGGACCUGGAGCCUGGAACCAUGGACAGCGUCCGGUCUGGGGCCUUUGGGCACCUCUUCAGGCCUGACAACUUCAUCUUCGGUCAGAGUGGGGCCGGCAACAACUGGGCCAAGGGCCACUACACGGAGGGUGCCGAGCUGGUGGACUCGGUCCUGGACAUGGUGCGGAAGGAGUGUGAGAAUUGCGACUGUCUGCAGGGCUUCCAGCUGACCCACUCUCUGGGCGGGGGCACGGGGUCCGGGAUGGGCACACUGCUCAUCAGCAAGGUGCGCGAGGAGUACCCUGACCGCAUCAUGAACACCUUCAGCGUGGUGCCCUCACCCAAGGUGUCGGACACAGUGGUGGAGCCCUACAACGCCACGCUGUCCAUCCACCAGCUGGUGGAGAACACGGACGAGACCUACUGCAUCGACAACGAGGCCCUCUACGACAUCUGCUUCCGCACGCUCAAGCUGGCCACGCCCACCUACGGGGACCUCAACCACCUGGUGUCGGCCACCAUGUGCCGUGUCACCACUUCCCUCCGCUUCCCCGGCCAGCUCAACGCCGACCUCCGCAAGCUGGCCGUGAACAUGGUGCCCUUCCCCCGCCUGCACUUCUUCAUGCUCGGCUUCGCCCCACUCACCGCCCGGGGCAGCCAGCAGUACCGGGCCCUGACGGUGCCUGAGCUCACCCAGCAGAUGUUUGAUGCCAAGAACAUGAUGGCUGCCUGCGACCCCCGCCAUGGCCGCUACCUGACCGUGGCUACCGUCUUCCGCGGCCGCAUGUCCAUGAAGGAGGUGGAUGAGCAGAUGCUGGCCAUCCAGAGCAAGAACAGCAGCUACUUCGUGGAGUGGAUCCCCAACAACGUGAAGGUGGCCGUGUGCGACAUCCCGCCCCGUGAGCUCAAGAUGUCCUCCACCUUCAUCGGCAACAGCACAGCCAUCCAGGAGCUGUUCAAGCGCAUCUCGGAGCAGUUCACGGCCAUGUUCCGGCGCAAGGCCUUCCUGCACUGGUACACGGGCCCGGGCAUGGACGAGAUGGAGUUCUCUGAGGCCGAGAGCAACAUGAACGACCUGGUGUCCGAGUACCAGCAGUACCAGGACGCCACGGCUGAGGAGGAGGGCGAGAUGUACGAAGAUGACGAGGAGGAAUCCGAGGCCCAGAGCCCCAGGUGAAGCAGCUGGAGGGGUAUGGCCAGGGCCAAGAGGUC